AUGAAUUCUGUCUUCCAUGAUAUGAUAGGGCAUUCUUUGGAAGUGUAUAUCGAUGAUGUGGUGAUUAAAUCCCCAGAAGAGGGAAACCACAUACGAAAUCUAAGGAGGGCAUUCCUAAGAAUGAGGCAGCAUAAACUAAAGAUGAACCCAAAGAAAUGUGUUUUUGGAGUUCAAGCAGGAAAUUUCCUAGGAUUCUUGGUCCACCAGAGGGGCAUAGAAAUCGACAAGAACAAAGCAAAGUCCAUCAUAGAAGCUCUACCGCCUAGGAACAAGAAAGAGUUGCAGAGUCUCUUAGGAAAAAUUAAUUUUCUAAGGAGAUUCAUAUCCAACUCUGCAGGGAAGAUCCAGCCUUUCUCCUCUUUAUUAAAACUGAAACAGGAACAGACGUUCAAGUGGGAAGAACAACACCAACAAGCUUUUGAGGAAAUCAAGCAUUACCUCUCAAAUCCACCAGUUCGGUCCCCACCAAAGAGAGGCAGACCACUCAAGCCCUAUGUAUCUGCAUCAGAGGAAGCAAAGGAACAGGCAGUCUACUACCUGAGCAGAACUCUGACAGAGGUGGAAAGAAAAUAUUCUGCAAUUGAAAGACUUUGCCUAGCCUUGUACUUCACUGCUGUGAAACUCAGACACUACAUGCUGCCAUAUACCAUAUACAUCAUUGCCAAGACAGAUCUGAUCAAGUACAUGCUAAUAAGACCAAUGCUGAGAGGCAGGAUUGGAAAAUGGACUCUGGCCUUGACAGAAUUUGCCUUCAGAUAUGUUCCCCAGAAAGCUGUCAAGGGACAAGAAGUGGUAGACUUCCUAGCAGACCAUCCAGGAGAAGAAAUUGAAAAUAUGGACUCUUUGGAUAUAGCAAGUGCAGAUCUAUUGACAAGAGCUCAUACCUGCCUAAACAAUCCUAUCUAUUCAGUUCAUCUCACACCUUGGAAGCUAUACUUUGAUGGGUCAAAGACUACAUAG
Molecule: messenger RNA, 960 nt
Organism: Prunus armeniaca (apricot)
Lineage: Eukaryota; Viridiplantae; Streptophyta; Magnoliopsida; Rosales; Rosaceae
Source: the annotation of a GenBank genome assembly